Molecule: messenger RNA, 1890 nt
Organism: Solanum dulcamara
Lineage: Eukaryota; Viridiplantae; Streptophyta; Magnoliopsida; Solanales; Solanaceae
Product: adenylate isopentenyltransferase-like
Exons: 2
Coding region: 541-1560 (339 amino acids)
Biological process (GO): tRNA modification; cytokinin biosynthetic process
Cellular component (GO): mitochondrion
Molecular function (GO): tRNA dimethylallyltransferase activity; AMP dimethylallyltransferase activity
Source: RefSeq, a predicted model, not a curated record
GGUAUGUUAUUAUUGUUGCAUAACUUUGACAUAGUAAUGCAGGGUGAUGAAGGAUAUAUAAAGGGAGACAAUGUACCUGAGUUCUCCCUCAUACCACAAGCACUACUACACUACUAUAUGAUCAAUUCUCCCCUCUUAUAAUCACCAUAUACAUAUAUAUCUCAAGAAAACUACACUUCCUCACUUCAAAAUGGCAACACCAUCUCCAGUAACAAAAUAAAUAACCAUGAAGGAGAAUAUAAACGCGCGAUGAUCGGAUAGUGUUCAUAGCCAUUGAAGUAAAAAGCUUGAAAAAUGGUUCCAGAUUGAAGAACAAAAAACCAGAAAAUAUAAUAUAUUAUGUAGUAACAAAUAUAUAAAUAGUACUACCCCAUUAUCUUGUUCCACUUUCAUCAACCCACCUUCCACUGCUCUGCUCUUUUUUUCUUUUUCUUUUCAGUACUAUUCUCUGCCAAAGUCUCUUGUAUUUUACUGUGCAUAUAAAUAGUUGCUUAAUUUAUCAUUAUUAUCAUUAUUAUUAUCUUUAUCAUUAUCUCACUUAUGAGAAAAUUAUCAUUUCUAUCAACAACAACAACCAGUGGUAAUCAUUCUCUUUGUUCAAACACUUUAUUUUUCUUCCCACCAAGAAAUAUCUUCUUCUUCCCUAAAUGGACCCGUAAUGUGGUCACAUCAUCAGCCAGUAGUAUUGUUCCAAGAGGACUACGAUCCAAAAAGAUCGUCGUCAUAAUGGGUGCUACUGGUUGUGGGAAAUCAAAACUCUCUAUCGACCUCGCCACUCGUUUUUUUCCUUCUGCUGAAGUUAUUAACUCCGAUAAAAUCCAAGUUUAUAAUGGUCUUGACAUCACUACAAACAAAAUCUCAAUGCCUGAACGCUGUGGUGUUCCUCAUCAUCUUCUCGGAGAGUUUAAACCUACCGAAUCACACGCCGAGUUUUCCCCUUCCGAUUUCCGUUCAGCUGGUGGUUGUAGAAUCAACGAAAUCGUUAAUCGAGGGAAUAUCCCUUUUAUUGUAGGCGGGUCUAACUCGUUCGUCAAUGCUCUGCUUGUAAAACGAUUCAAUUCAGGAUUAGACAUUUUCCAAUCGUCAAAUCCGGCUACUAAAGAGCUUCGUUACCAAUGUUGCUUCAUCUGGGUUGAUGUUAUGGCACCUGUAUUGAAUCAGUACCUAGAUAAACGAGUCGAUGAAAUGCUCGAUUCAGAGAUGUUCGAAGAGCUAGAAUCGUAUUUCGAGAAAGAGGGGUUUUCCGAUUCCAGUUCCUGCGGGAUCCGGAAGGCAAUAGGGGUGCCGGAGUUCGAGAGAUAUUUCAAAGGGGAGAGAUCAUACGAAGAAGCAGCGAUGGAGAUAAAGGAAAACACGAGGGUACUAGCGGAAAGACAGGUGAGGAAGAUCAUGCGGCUGAGAGAAGCUGGGUGGAACCUACAAAGAGUGGAUGCGACGGCGACGGUCACGGCGAAGAUGGUGACUUCAGGAUCCGACGGCAAGAAUCCGGCGAGGCAAAUUUGGGAAAAACAGGUGCUGGAACCAAGCGCCAAGAUUGUGAAGAAGUUCUUGUUGGAGUAGGCAGUCAAUUGAGUAAGAGGGCUUGGAUCAUUGAAGUCAAACUUGUGACACUACGAUUCAAAUUAUUAUGACGAGUUAUCAAGUUGUUUUCAAGAAAUAUAUUUGGAUAACGAACAAUGAAAAGUGAAUUGACGAUCGAUUUUGAAUAAUAAAGGCGCCUUUGAAGUUAGCUACGAGCAUUCGUAGCUAACAUAGUAGAUUCAUAAGAGGGAAAGGCAAGAAAAAACAGAGUUCUAUUUCUCUGUUUUAUUAUGAUGAAUUUAGAAUCAUUUCGGAUUUUUUAAUUUUUACCCUUUUAUUUUCUCAUCAUUGACCCAUAAUUAAAGAGUU